Molecule: messenger RNA, 11645 nt
Organism: Cynocephalus volans (Philippine flying lemur)
Lineage: Eukaryota; Metazoa; Chordata; Mammalia; Dermoptera; Cynocephalidae
Gene: PDZD2
Product: PDZ domain containing 2
Exons: 26
Coding region: 533-8929 (2798 amino acids)
Molecular function (GO): protein binding
Source: RefSeq, a predicted model, not a curated record
GGUAUUUUCAAGCCUAAAUUGCUUGACCUUGUGACUUGCAAGUGGUUGAUUUACAUCUCCCUCUCCUGUUUCCAGCCUGGAGGUGAAACUCUCCAGCUGUUGUUUGCAGGUGCAAACCAUAAAGUACAUCCAUACCCAAGACGUACUCAGCUACGGGGGAUAUGUAUACAGUAUACACACGAGGAGGUGUGAAUGAGCCCGGGGAGGACACACUGUUACUGCUCUCUGCUGUGUCAUUUGCCUGGACCCUGCUGUGAAAUGAACCCAGCAAGGACUGCGGGACACUUUCCUCCCUUCCCCUGUUGAGCACUCCAGAGCUGUCGUUCUGCUGUUGUUCUAACUGGGUCCCAUCCUCCUCUGGCCAAGCGAAACAGCCCAGUCUCAAGUAGGCGUCCUAGGCUCAUCUGCCAGCCUGAACAUGAACACAGGCAACACUGAUGACAGCCAGGGUUCCCCAGGGACAUGGGGCCCCAUGGGGUCCGGCCCCCAGGAGCAGGACCACUCAUGAUGUUGGUGUCGUGGAGUGAGCACCAUGCCUAUCACCCAGGACAAUGCCAGGCUGCACCUGCCCCUCCUCUACCAGUGGCUGCAGAACAGCCUCCAGGAGGGUGGGGAUGGGCCAGAGCAGCGGCUGUGCCAGGCAGCCAUCCAGAAGCUGCAGGAGUAUAUCCAGCUGAACUUCACAGUGGAUGACAGCACGGUCCCACCUGACCACAGCCCCCCCGAGAUGGAGAUCUGCACUGUGUACCUCACCAAGGAGCUGGGGGACACAGAGACUGUGGGCCUCAGUUUUGGGAACAUCCCUGUUUUCGGGGACUAUGGUGAAAAGCGCAGAGGGGGCAAGAAGAGGAAGACCCACCAGGGCCCUGUGCUGGAUGUGGGCUGCAUCUGGGUGACGGAGCUAAGGAAGAACAGCCCAGCAGGCAAGAGUGGGAAGGUCCGCCUGCGGGAUGAGAUCCUCUCCUUGAACGGGCAGCUGAUGGUUGGAGUUGAUGUCAGUGGGGCCAGUUACCUGGCUGAGCAGUGCUGGAAUGGCGGCUUCAUCUACCUGAUCAUGCUGCGUCGCUUUAAGCACAAAGCCCAUUCUACUUAUAAUGGCAACAGCAGCAACAGCUCUGAACCUGGAGAGACACCUACCUUGGAGCUGGGUGACCGAAGUGCGAAAAAGGGGAAAAGAACGAGAAAGUUUGCAGUCAUUUCCAAGCCUCCUACCAACAAGACCCCUGAAGAAUCCAAGAGCAGCGCUGGCUGUGAGUUGGCCAGUGACCCUGGCUCUGAACUGGAGAACGGCGCAGACCCUGAACUUGGAAAUGGGCACGCCUUUGAGUUAGAAAAUGGCCCAGAUUCUCUCAAGGAGGCGGCUGGGCCCCAUCUAGAGAGGUCAGAAUUGGACAGAGGGACAGAGCAUAAAAUUCCAAAGACAGAUGCUCCCCUAACUACAGGCAAUGACAAACGCCGCUUGUCUAGAGCUGGAAAGACAGACUUCCAGUCAAGUGAUUGCCUGGCACGGGAGGAAGUUGGCCGGAUAUGGAAGAUGGAGCUGCUCAAAGAGUCGGAUGGGCUGGGCAUUCAGGUUAGUGGAGGCCGAGGAUCAAAGCGCUCACCUCACACUAUCGUUGUCACUCAAGUGAAGGAAGGAGGUGCCGCUCACAGGGAUGGCAGACUGUCCUUAGGAGAUGAGCUGCUGGUAAUCAAUGGUCACUUAUUGGUUGGGCUGUCCCACGAGGAAGCUGUGGCCAUUCUUCGCUCGGCCACUGGAAUGGUUCAGCUGGUGGUGGCCAGCAAGGAAAGCUCUGCUGAGGACCUCCUCAGGUUAACAUCUAAGAGUCUGCCUGAUCUGACCAGCUCGGUAGAGGACGUGUCCUCUUGGACCGACAACGAAGACCAGGAGCCAGACGGGGAAGAGGACGAAGGAUCCGGCUUGUCUUCUAGCCAGGGAGCAAUGCCUGGGACAGAUGAGCCCCAAGAUGUGUGUGGCUCUGAGGAACCCAAGGGGAACUUGGAAAGUCCCAAACAGGGCAGCAGUAAGGUGAAGCUCAAGAGUCGUCUUUCAGGGGGCGUCCACCGCCUAGAGUCUGUUGAAGAAUAUAACGAGCUGAUGGUGCGGAACGGGGACCCCCGGGCCAGGAUGCUGGAGGUCUCCCGAGAUGGCCGGAAGCACUCCCUUCCCCAGCUGCUGGACUCCAGCGGAGCAGGGCAGGAAUACCACAUUGUAAAGAAGUCCACCCGCUCCUUAAGCGCCACUCAGGUGGAAUCUCCUUGGAGACUCAUCCGGCCAUCCGUGAUCUCUAUCAUUGGUCUGUACAAAGAAAAAGGCAAGGGCCUUGGCUUUAGCAUUGCUGGAGGUCGAGACUGCAUUCGAGGACAGAUGGGGAUUUUUGUCAAGACCAUUUUCCCAAAUGGAUCAGCUGCAGAGGAUGGAAGACUUAAAGAAGGGGAUGAAAUCCUGGAUGUAAAUGGAAUACCAAUAAAGGGCUUGACGUUUCAAGAAGCCAUUCAUACCUUUAAGCAAAUCCGGAGCGGGUUAUUUGUCUUAACAGUACGCACGAAGUUACUGAGCCCCAGCCUCACUCCCUGCUCGACACCCACGCACAUGAGCAGAUCCAGCUCCCCAAACUUCAACACCAGUGGGGGACCCUCAGCAGGAGGCUCCGACGAAGGGGGUCCUUCGUCCCUGGGUCGGAAGGCCCCUGGGCCCAAGGACAGGAUCGUCAUGGAAGUAACGCUCAACAAAGAGCCAAGAGUUGGAUUAGGCAUAGGUGCCUGCUGCCUGGCUCUAGAAAACAGUCCUCCAGGCAUCUACAUUCACAGCCUUGCCCCCGGAUCAGUGGCCAAGAUGGAGAGCAACCUCAGCCGCGGAGAUCAAAUCCUGGAAGUGAACUCAGUCAACGUUCGCCAUGCUGCUUUGAGCAAAGUCCAUGCCAUCUUGAGCAAAUGCCCCCCAGGACCCGUUCGCCUCGUCAUCGGCCGGCACCCUAAUCCGAAGGUUUCUGAGCAGGAAAUGGAUGAAGUGAUAGCACGCAGCACUUAUCAGGAGAGCAAAGAAGCCAAUUCCUCCCCUGGCUUAGGUACCCCCUUGAAGAGUCCCUCUUUUGCAAAAAAGGACUCCCUUAUUUCUGAAUCCGAACUCUCCCAGUACUUUGCCCACGAUGUGCCAGGUCCUUUGUCAGACUUCAUGGUGACUGGCUCUGAGGACGAGGACCACCCGGGAAGUAGCUGCAGCACGUCGGAGGAUGGCAGCCUGCCUCCUGGCACCUCCGUUCACAAGGAGCCGGGAAAAGCCAGAGCCAAUAGCCUUGUGUCUCUAGGAAGCCAAUGGGCCUCUGGGCUCUUCCACAAGCAGGUGACAGUUGCCAGACAAGCCAGUCUCCCUGGAAGCCCACAGGGCCUCCGAAACCCGCUCCUCCGUCAGAGCAGGGUGGGCUGCCAUGAUGCCAGUGACGAGGAAGAGUUUGAUGGACAGGGGGACUGUAUCUCACUCCCAGGGGCCCUGCCGGGUCCCAGCAGACCUCUGACAGGGGGUGACUCUAGGCGUGUCUUGACGGCCUCUUCCAAUGUCAUGGAUGUCAACAACCAAGAAGAGCCACCCCAGAAGACACGGGUCAGCAAGGCCUUUUCAGUGCCUGUCCUUGGCAGCUCGGUGGACUUAGAGAAGAGUGUCCCAGAGGAUAUGGUGGACACUACUUCCCAUGAAGCCAACGUGCUGGACUCUGCAGAGGCCAAGAGUGGCCCUGGAGGCUUGGGGAAGAAGGAACUGUCAGGAUCAAAGAGUUCACCCAAAUUGGAAUACAAAGUCUAUGCAGGCACCCAGAGUCUGAUGAGCACAGAGGGCUCCAGGUCCCCCCAGCAGAAGAAUGAAAACCUGGGGUCCAGGCACAAACCAGUGGCCAGGGUCAGCCCACACUGCAAGAGGCCCGAGGCCAGGGCCAGCAGCUCAGACACAGUGAACCUGACCGGCAGAACUGAUGAACCGUGUGAUCUAGACUUAAAAGUCCAGUCCACUUCCGUCAAAGUAACCGUCACUGGCUUUCAGCCAGGUGGAACUACAGAGAAGGAAUCUCUGGGAAAGCUCACCAUCGAGGAUGGACGUGUCCCUACAGACAGUGGGCCAGCUCUGUGCGCUGUCCAACCCAGGGAGAACCUGCCCCAACCUGCAACAGAGCAGGAACAGCAACCCGUGACUGGACUGGACGGCUCCCCAGGUCUCAUCCCUUCCUUGAGGAAGAAGGGGGCUGCUGGUCCUGACCCCAGCAAGACCUCAGUGGACGUGAGGCAGGUCCAGCCUGUGCCUCCCAGGGCCCCCGAGUCCGAGGGCAGAUGUACCAUCCACGUGGCCUGUGAAUGCAGCGCGUCCCCAGGGGAGACGGCAGCAGCUCGUGCUGACCUCGGCGAGACUCAGGCAGCUCCAGAAGCCAGCUCGCCCCACUACAAUGAGAAGGCGACUGGUCCCCGGGGAGUGGGGCACGGGGCAGAGGGAGUGACUCCAGCUAGUGCCAUCCCAUCACGAGACCCUCUGACAAGCCAGAAGAAAAGACAAGGAGCUCCAGGUAACCCCAGUCAGGCUUUGCCAACGACAGGAAUCUGUGUGCCUGAAACACUUCAGGAGCCUGCCCUGCUCGAGGCAGCAGAUUCCAUAUCUGCGAGGACCCUGCAGGCCAGCCUCCCCCUGCCACUGUCCACUGGCAAGGCCAAAGAGGCGUGUGGCAGUGCCUCAGGGCACUGCUGCCUGGCGGGGAGCAGGGAGAGCCCCGUGACAGACAUCGACAGAUUCAUCAAGGAGCUGGAUGCUUCUGAAGCAAGGAUCCAGUCUUCUCAAAAAGGGGACAGUGGGGGUCAAGAGGGCAACUGUCCGGGUUCCUGCCAUACCGAGCCGGCCACGGGUGACCAGACCCCCUCCCCGAGGAAGGCCUGGGCCCCUGGCGCCCCUCCCGCCCCCCAGUGGGCCUCCCAGCCUUCGCUGUUGGAUUCCAUUCAUCCUGACAAACAUUUUACUGUGAACAAGAACUUUCUGAGCAACUACUCUAGAAAUUUUAGCAGUUUUCACGAAGACAGCACCUCGCUGUCGGGCCUGGGUGACAGUACGGAGCCGUCUCUCUCGUCCAUGUACGGCGAUGCCGAGGACUCCUCUUCUGACCCUGAGUCGCUCACGGAAGCCCCGCGAGCUCCCGCUGGGGACAGCUGGCCCCCUCCCCGGUCUCAUGGGUCUUCUCACAAGGAAGACACUACAGAGUCUGAGGAGGAGCAAAUCGAAAUCUGUUCCACAAAUGGCUUGCCUGAUCCACCCGCAACGCCUCCUGCUCCUGCCCAGGCUGCACCCUGCCCUGCUCUAGCCAAAGUCCUGCCAUUGAAACACAGUGCUCCGAGUGCAUCACUGCAGAGCCCACGUGAGACAGCCUCCUUCUUGCCAGGGGCCUUGUGCGCUUCAACCCCAAAUGCUUCCCAGCCUUUUUCUCUCUGGGACAUAAGCUCUCAGGAGCAGGAGACUCAUGCAGACGUAAGCGUGUUGCAGGACCCCAGGCCCAUGUGUGCAGAAGACACGAGGGAGACUACCGGCACUAGCUCAGCCGUGGAAGACAGUCAGCCUUCUAAAGUCGCCAGGCACUGUCACAACCCCCCGGUCACUCUCAGCUCCCUUAACGUGGUAAAUGGGUUGGAACAUGACCUGCUAGAUGAUGAAACCCUGAAUAAACAAGAAACAAAUGUUAAUGCAACUGAAAAUCUGUCCCCCUUGAAUGUGGCUGUCCCUAAGAACGGAGAAUCUGUUUUGGCAAGCUUACACAUCUCUGAAAGUCAAGACCUGGAUGACUUGCUACAGAAACCAAAAAUAACCUCCCGGAGGCCCAUCAUGGCCUGGUUUAAAGAAAUAAACAAAAAUAACCAAGGUACACACUUGCAGAGCAAAACUGAGAAGGAACAAUCCAUGGUGGCAGCCAGAAGCCCUGACUCCAAAAUUCAGAUACUGAGCUUGAACCACAAAAAGGGGCUUGCCAUGGCCAAUAGCCCUCCUCAGCUGAAGAUGACUCUGGAAAAUAAAGACACACCUAAAAAGGGUUCCAUGGAAACACUUCUAAGUAACUGUCAGAAGCCCAAAUGUGGCCCCAAGUUGAAGAGACUGAGCAUCAAAAAUAAAAGCAAAGUCAGUUCAGAGACCCCCGCUGCAAACACUGCCAAAGCUGGUGGGAUAGACCACAGGAAAUCCUUCAUUUCACCCCAGAGCUCCCACAAAAUGCUCUCUAAGGUAGUGUCACAACGAUCCCAGGUAGCUGACCACGAGGGGCCCGACAAACACACCAUAGCCACCCCCAAGUCUCCCCAGUGUAUGCUGGAGGGCAAGCCACCCCUGGCCGCCCCUGGGUCACUGAAGCCCUCGGCGUCAGACACGAGCAUCAAAAUGCCCAUUCCACCCCCGAGCUUCACCAAGACUCUUCCUGAGCAAGAUGCGUGUAGUAGGUUCCACACGGCUGUCCACUCAGAACCCAGCAGAGGUUGCCCAGCUGCCCCCAGAUCCUCUACACGUGGGUCAGAGGGCAAGGUGCCCUGUGCAGACUCUGGGCUAGGGAGUCCUGCUGCAUCAGGGAGCAGUGCGUCCAUGGCAGGGGAUAGACAGAUGGCCUCAGCCUCUGAAGCCACCCAACCCAGGGCGCCUGGCGAAAAAGGAAGCAAAACCGUUGCUAGCGAUCCCCUAGAGAGAACAAACCAGCUGAAACUAGUUGAGAUUUCUUCUGAAAGAAUGCCAAAGAGUGGAUGUGGUGACAAGCCGGCUGAAAGUGUCAGACGGGGAGGGUUGUGGGCCCAGAGCAGCUGUCAGGAGCAGAAUGAAAUCAAACUCUGUCACCACUCCGUGGAAUCGCGUGCCUCCCAGGUGGAGCAGGAAAUGCACAGAUCGCUCAGCGUGGCCAGGUUGGCAUCCUUGUCCCCUCAGCUGCGUGCUAAAAAGACAGAUUCCCCCCAGGGACCGUCAAGCCAGCUGCCGGAGGCCCUAGGGAUGCCCAAGAACGGCACACCCACCGGCCCCGCGGGGGAGGACCAUCCCUACUUCACACCACGGCCAGCGACCAGGACCUACUCCAUGCCAGCCCAGUUCUCGAGCCAUUUUGGAAGGGAGGGUCAUGCCCUACACAGCCCAGGUCACUCUCCUCAGAACAGCCAGACCCCUGUGGCGAGCCGUGGUCUCCUGGAGGCAAAGGCAUCCAAGGGCAGCCUUCUCGGCCUGGUUAACGGGCACAGUGUGUACAGUGUCAAGCCUCUGCUGGAAACGUCAGGGAACCUUCCAGCAACGGACCCCGGGGAGAUCAUUUCCAUACAGGAGACGAGCUGCCCGGUCACAGACAAAAUCAAAGUCACCAGAAGACAUUACUACUAUGAGCAGAACUGGCCCCAUGAAUCUACCUCAUUUUUCUCUGUGAAGCAGCGGAUCAAGUCCUUUGAGAACCUGGCCAAUGCUGACCGGCCUGCAGCCAAGCCCGGGCCUUCCCCCUUUUUGUCGGUGAGCUCCAAGCCCCCCAUUGGGCGACGGUCAUCUGGCAGCAUUGCCUCGGGGAGCCUCAGCCACCCCAGUGACCCAGCAGCGAGGUCUCUGAGGCGCAGCUUGAGUUCCUGCAGCGAAAGCCAAAGUGAAGCCAGCGCCCUUGUCCCCCAGAUGACCAAGUCCCCGUCCAGCAUGACGCUGACCGUCUCCCAGCAGAAUCCACCAGAGACCAAUAACAAGGGCCCUGAAUCAGACCCCCCAAAAAAGUUUGGUUCUUCAGGAAUUCCCACCCCCACAGUGACCCCAGCCUCUCCCAUCAGGAGGAACAAGUCCUCGGUGCGCCACACACAGCCCGCGCCUCUCUCUCACUCUAAGCUCCAGGAACUAAGGGCCUUGAGCAUGCCUGACCUGGACAAGCUCUGCAGCGACAAUUACACGGCAGGACCGACCACCAUGCUCUUCAAAACAGAGCUGGAGAUCGUUCCCAGGAGGUCGCUUGGCUCCCCUGCUAGAGGCCUUGAUGGACCAGCUGCCCCUGCAUGUCCCAGGAGUGGCAGGAACAGGGCCUGCCCAGGAGGAAGCAGCUCGCCAGCCAGGGAGUCUGGGACACCCAGUUCAGCCAACAAUGUGGGUGAAACCACCCAGGAUCUAGAAAAAAGCUGGUCAGUAACUUUGGAUCAACUCCUUGUCUCGGCGGGGGACCAGCAAAGAUUACAGUCUGUUUUAUCAUCAGUGGGGUCAAAAUCUACCAUCCUAACUCUCAUUCAGGAAGCGAAAGUACAAUCAGAGAAUAAAGAUGUUUGCUUCAUAGUCUUGAGUAAAAAAGAAGGCUCAGGUCUGGGAUUCAGCGUGGCAGGAGGAACAGAUGUGGAGCCAAAGUCAGUCAUGGUCCACAGGGUGUUUUCUCAGGGGGCGGCUUCUCAGGAAGGGACCAUGAACCAAGGGGAUUUCCUUCUGUCAGUCAAUGGUGCCUCACUGGCUGGCUUAGGCCACCGGGAUGUCUUGAAGGUUCUGCACCAGGCACAGCUGCACAAAGACGCCCUCGUGGUCAUCAAGAGAGGGAAUGACCAGCCCAGACCCUCCACCAGGCAGGAGCCUCCCACAGCCAACGGGAAGGGCUUGCUGUGCAGAAAGACCGUCCCCCCGGAGCCUGGAAUUGGGAGAAGCGUAGCUGCCCAUGACAUUCUGUGUGUUGAAGUGCUGAAGACCGAGGCUGGGCUGGGACUGAGUCUGGAUGGAGGGAAAUCAUCUAUGUCUGCAGAUGGGCCCCUGCUCAUUAAAAGAGUGUACAGAGGUGGUGCAGCUGAACAAGCUGGAACAAUAGAAGCUGGAGAUGAAAUUCUUGCUAUUAAUGGAAAACCUCUGGUUGGGCUCAUGCACUUCGAUGCCUGGAAUAUUAUGAAGUCUGUCCCAGAAGGACAAGUGCAGUUAGUAAUUAGAAAGCACAAGAAUUCUUCAUGAAUUUUAACAAGAAUCUCCUUUUCUCAGUUCCCUUUUCUUACUUUACUUUAAACGAUGGGUUCUUAAAACAACAAACAUCGGUACAGACAAGGCCUAUAAAAAUCUCCAAGUCUGUGCUUGCACACGAAGCCUAACCUAUUGUGUGUGCCACAGCAGCAAAGUUGGACUCUGGAAGCCUUCCACCUGGCUCACCCAGGGUGGAGCAUUCAUUUUGUUCCAGUGCCUGUCCCCUUUAUGUUUGCUGAUGGGGAUACAAGAUGUGACAUGCCCGUCUUCAUUUGAAACAGCCAGAACGUCGCAUCCCUCUUGCCAGCUCUCCCAACAUCCUGGUGAUGAGGGAACGAACAAAGUCUGAGGGGUGCCACAGAUGUCACAACUAAGAGGACUAUAGUUUUAUAGAAUUUCGUAAGUAAAUGACACAAUGCUUUUAGGCACAUUCAAUAGAAGGAGGAGCUAUAGGUCUAUAAAUGUUACCCUGAAAAGAAAAUGAGACUUAAAAAAAAAAAAAGAAUAUGAAUUAUGACCUAAUUGUUAGGCUGAGCUCAGGAAUUAUCUGAAAAUGAAAAAUCAAAAUACAGAAAGUAAUAUUUUUUAGUGAGUGUAAUGUAUAAUGUAUGGAUGCAGAGUUCAACUCAAUGGGUUAUUGAUCAUCAUGAAUUGUUGAACGUUUUCUAUCUCCAAAAACAUAAGUCAUAAGGCUGUUUUACAGACUAGUAGUUCCAGUAAACUAUACUAAAUAGCCAUGAGUUUCACAGCUUAGGAGCAGAAAGUUCCAGAUCUGAAAGCACCAUGCAUCUAGUUUCUGAACUUGUCUUGAGUAAGUGCUUGAACUCAAGACUGGUUGAUGCAAGAACAGGCAAAAAUACCACAGUCACUGGGUUUCCAUUUCUACAUUUUAUGCACUCCAACUGCUAAUUUAAACUAAUUUUUAGAAAUCAAGUACUGUAUCUCUUUAGUGUCCUUGGAAUUAUAUUUAUAAACAUAGGCAUUAUAUCUACAAUCCAAAUAGAGGAGCUUAAAAUAAUCCUUUUACAGGACUUUGGUUUUUCUCCUCUUCUCCAGCGUACUUAAGAAAUGUAACAUUUCUAAGUAUUGGAUCUGUUUUCUUGACCUGGUGUAAAGACAUGACUGCAGUGACUGAAGUUUUUGCUCUUUCUGUUUUCCUGUUUUGCAAAUUCUUCCUUUUGCCGAAAAUGUUUCACUGCAGAAGACUGUUGUGACUCAUGCUGCUCGUGAAACUCACCCUGCGUGCGCCUCCUUUUGAAGCACAAGCUUCUUUGUAGUAGCUGUUCACAUUCGAUGUGCUGGUUGUCAUCACAGAGUUGGGUUUUUCUCCCCUCAUACUAUACUGUUUUCUUAAAUUCCAAACCCACAUCAGCUUCAUUUACCAAAAUGUCAUAAGAAAGAGGAGGAAAAUGGAGACACAGGAUGAGUCACUGUCAAGGUAAAGGAGCAGAACUAUGUAGUUACAACCGAAAUCCUCAGGUGGCACAGACCAACCCGUUGAAUCCUGGGAAUACGGGUGGAGAUUACGUGUGUCAUAUCUGUGCGCAUGACAAUGCUACCAUUUUAUGUUGGAGAUUUUUUUGAAUAAUGUACAACUUGGGUGUAUGGCUAUGACCCCCCCGGACCAUGGAGGUGCUUGAGCCAUCACCUUUGCACAUCAUUUUUCUGAGCGACCAGUCCCACUAAACUUCUGUAGCCAGCCCAGAGAGGUCGGUCCCUCAGAUGCACAUGAUCUGGCUUGUCUAAGCCCAGAUUUCUCAUUUUUCAACAAGCUAUACAAAGGAGAAUAUAGUACAGGAGUUAGCUAGAAAGACCUGAUUUAGCUUCUACUUUUCACUACAAUUACAGGUAGGACACUAUAGAAAGUCAGUGCAAGGUGCAUGCUAGAUUGUUUUAACUGUCUCGGGUCAAUUUCAUGGUUUCUGCUUUCUUGCCUAAGUGACGAGACUAUUUGAAGUCAACACUGAAAAUCAUUUUUUGCUUCCACUCUUACAGCUAUGCCUUCUAAUAAGAAAUGCACAGUCCUAUGUGGACAGACAGGAAUUUCUAGAGCAAUGUGGAGCCAUGGGAUCUCCUUCUGAGAAUCCCUAAUAUUCUCUUAUCUGAAAGGUACAAGGGUAGACCUCUGGUUUAUGACACCAUUAAAGUCAUUGCCAUUUCUAUUAUAUCUUGCCAGAAGGGUUCCUUGGCCAAUAGUUGGAAUUUAAGGAAAGAAGCAAAAGCUCAACUGUCUUUGACCCUAAGAUAGAAAGCUAUUUAUUUGUCUUCAGUAUUCAAGGCAUGACUAGUAUUUCUAAUUAGUCUAAUAAAUUCACACUUCCUGAAGUGAACACUAAUGGUAUUGUCCUACUAAAACUUCUAUUGUUUUGUUUUUCUUAACUGGUCAUUCACAAUAAGCUAUGAGGGUAAAUAUGUGUUAUAACAUGUAAAUCGUAACUGCAAGAACAUACCAUGUUGGUUGAAGUAGGUUGGGUUUCAUUUCCAUCCUCCCACAUACAUCUCUUUAAUUUUAUGGUUGACUUAAUUGGCACCACAUCUGUUGUAUGAUAUUAUACAUUAUCCUUUAUUUAUGUAAAAUAAAAUGCCUUAUAUAUUAAAGAGUAAGUGCAAUAAUAUGGAAUAGCCUGUACAUUUUAAAAAUGUUGUCGCCAAGUUAUGUAAAUCCACAUCUCUGUAAACAACCUUUUUUAAGUAAUUUUAAAAAAAUAAA